AAAUGAUUGAAAUUGAAAUACCCAUUAUCGCCGAAUCCAUAAUUAAUCAAGUUGUUAAAAGUGAAAAUAUUAAGAAUCCAACAGAAAUAUCAGUUACGCGAGGAUCUCAAGAUGGUGACGGUUACGUUUCGAAAACUUAUGCGAUUUCUAUUAAAAAUGAUUUUGGAAAAGACAUCAAACUUUUCGUUAAAUACUUACCGGAGGAUAUAAAAUUAGAAUGGAAGAAUGCUUUUUUAGAUGCUUUCUAUACAGAGUAUAAAUUUUACGUGGAAAUUUACCCAGCUUUUAAUCAAUUCGAAAAAGAUAAAAAUAUAAAAGAACCAUUUAACGAUGUACCGAAACAUUUUAACACUAAAAUGGAAAUUGGUGAAACUCCACCAAUUAUUUUGGAAGAUUUAAGAAGUUUAGGGUACACUUUAAGGGAUCGAAAGACACCUAUUGAUGAUGCGCAUUUAAUUUUACCUAUAAAAGCAUUUGCUAAAUAUCACGCUAUUAAUUAUGCAAUGAAAGAUCAACAACCUGAAGUAUAUAAAAAAUUAGCUACUUAUCCCAGAGAUUUGUAUGGUAAAAAUUUUCUGGCAUUUGGAAUAGACGCGAUGAUUAAACGAUGCACUGAGCAAGUUAUAGAUAGUUUUGAUCCCGUUUCGGAUAAAGAAAUCAUGGAACAUUGUGCAAAUUUAAAUGAGAGAUUAAUCGAUUAUAUGAUGAAUGUAUAUCGUGAACAUGACGAGUACUUUAUUAUCACGCAAGGAGAUUGUUGGUCCAACAAUAUGAUGUUUCUUUAUCAAGAAGAAACCGGUUUACCAAUCGACGUAAAAUUAAUAGAUUGGCAAUGUAAAAGGAUUGCAUCACCACUUUUCGAUUUUUCUUAUUUCUUUUACACAUUGGCCACGAAAAAAGAACUUGACAACGCCGAACAUUACAUAAAGCUUUAUUACGACACUUUAUCGCAACGAAUCGCCGAAUUAGGAAGUGAUCCAGAGAAACUUUAUCCUUAUCAUAUAUUUAAAGAUCAUUGCAGAAAAUAUUCAAAGUAUGGAUUGUGUAUGGCUUUUUUUAUUGUUAAAUUCCAGUUAUUUGAAAAAGAUGAAGUUCCAAAUGUGUUAAAUACGGAAAUAAAUUCAGCAGACGCUUUUUGUAUGGUAAUAAAAAACCAAGAUCUUUAUCUUAAGAGGUUAAAAGACCUUUUGAAGUAUUUUGUAUAUAACAAGUUAUUGUAACUCAAUUUUUAAUAAAUAAUGUGGGUAGAAAAAUCAU
This is a messenger RNA of Onthophagus taurus, 1257 nucleotides long. Lineage: Eukaryota; Metazoa; Arthropoda; Insecta; Coleoptera; Scarabaeidae. The record is from RefSeq and is a predicted model, not a curated record.